Messenger RNA from Zeugodacus cucurbitae (melon fly), 1940 nucleotides. Its product is annotated as serine protease Hayan. The transcript is spliced from 4 exons. Gene Ontology annotation, biological process: proteolysis. The record is from RefSeq and is a predicted model, not a curated record. NCBI's taxonomy places the organism in Eukaryota, Metazoa, Arthropoda, Insecta, Diptera, Tephritidae. The coding region runs from base 633 to 1835 and encodes 400 amino acids. Gene Ontology annotation, molecular function: serine-type endopeptidase activity.
GUGCUGCACUGCAACGGGAGAGUUGAUAAUUAGAACAGAAUCUCGUUUUCGCGAUUUUUUUUUCGAAACAAUUUGUAUAUUAUUCCAGUUACUAUUGUGCCAUUUGUAGUAUCAAAUCGUGUAGAUAUAUGUAUGUUAGCAAAUGUUUGGAGACCUUGAAAAUAAAAUAAGUGCCGAACAAGUGAAGUGAAAAUAUCAAAACAAAGUAAUCAGCAAACUAAAACAAAGCAUUCAUUAUCGUCUAUAAGACGCACACCAGCAGCGCCCGAAAGCGAUCAUUUCGAUGUAUGUACUGUGAUUAGCAAUGUUCUCCCAGCUUCAAGUAAUUUGUAAAAUCUGAACGGGCGAGUAAUGUUAGACAGAUUGCUGACAUUUCCGACAGCCUAUCUCGCCGAGCGAUUGUCGCAGGUGUUUUCAAGCCACUUUUUUUUUGUUGUGAAUUGAGCAUAAAUUGAGUUGGCGAAAAAAAGAGAGUGAAAAAAAAAUAUAUAUUUUUCAAGAUCAGUUCAGAUUGCGAGGAGUUCAAAUCUGUGUGAAUUAAAACGCUCUUUGCAGUGAUUUUUUUUACUCUCACUCUCUUACUCGCUCUCUAUUCGCACAUUAAAUUGUUUAAUCUCGAUUACUGUUCUUUAAUGAUGUUUACAACGCAUAAGCUUUAUCUCGUAUUAAAAUUGUGCUUUUCUGCGCAUUUUGCUCUAGAAACACUUUUGGCGACAUCCGCUGCUGAAAUCGAGGGCAAUGCAUGUGAAAUCAAACAAGGUGUGUUUGGACAAUGCGCGUUACCACGUGAUUGUCCUGAUAUUGCCAAGCGAAUGCAAAAUCUCGGACUUACGAAAGCCGAUGUGAAACGUUGUGGUUUUACGAUCUAUGAAGAGAUCAUCUGCUGUCCCAUCGUAAACGAUCGCACUUUGCUGGGCAUCUUUAAUACCACAGAUGAUUUUCUAAGAGGCGACAAUAACUCAAAUGGUGCCAACGCAACACGUGGUGACUUCGGCGGCACUCAAGACCGAAAAGCAAAAAAAGCUUGUCGCCUACUAGAUGACUACGCCGAGCCUUACACCGUGCCACAUAUAUUAGGCGGCUCACCGGUGGCACCGGGCGAAUAUCCACAUAUGGCUGCAAUUGGCUAUGCGCCGAUCAAUCCACAAAACUCAACAUAUGAGUUCCGCUGUGGUGGUACACUAAUCGACAAACGUUUUGUGCUCACAGCGGCGCAUUGUGUCAAUCGACCGGACAGCAAACCGAUUAUUGUACGUUUGGGUGCAACGGAUUUCAAUAAUCCCGAACAGAUGAAAAAUGCAAUCGAUGUGCCAAUUGAGGCUCUCUACCCACACAUGAAUUACCGGAAUUUGGAAAAGUAUGAUGAUAUUGCCAUAAUAGAGCUGAAAAAUGAUGUUGAAUACUCUUCUCUAGUAUUUCCAGUUUGCCUACACACAGAUCUAGCUGAUCCGCCACCGACAGUGACGCUCAAUGUAACCGGUUGGGGCGUCACUGAUUUGAAAACACGUCAAAAGUCGAAUGUUCUCCUAAUGGCUAGCGUCAAGGCUAUUUCAAUAGAGAACUGCAGUAAGGCAUAUGCGCGCAGCAGUUUCUUACCAAGUCGUGGUAUUUUGCCCACACAAAUUUGCGCCAGCGAUCCGGAUUUCAUUAGUGACGCCUGUUGGGGUGAUUCUGGUGGACCGCUCAAUCUCAUCAUUGACAAAAAGUAUCGAAAAAUGAAUGUGAUUGGCAUUGUGUCGGCCGGUGAUGGUUGCGCUAGCGUCACUCCCAGUCUUUAUACAAGAGUUGCGGCAUAUCUGGACUUUAUUGAGGACAUUGUUUGGAAGAAUCUGUGACGUUGCCAAGGAAUAUUUGUACAUAAAACAUUGGUUUAAGUGCUUAUGAGCUUAAAAGUUAUUUUUAAUUUAAAGAGUAUCAUACCUUAAAGCAGUUUGGGAGAG